Messenger RNA from Xenia sp. Carnegie-2017, 501 nucleotides. RefSeq names its product kinesin light chain 4-like. The record is from RefSeq and is a predicted model, not a curated record. Gene Ontology annotation, cellular component: kinesin complex. NCBI's taxonomy places the organism in Eukaryota, Metazoa, Cnidaria, Anthozoa, Malacalcyonacea, Xeniidae. Gene Ontology annotation, molecular function: protein binding. The transcript is spliced from 2 exons. The annotation marks the transcript as partial.
CAAUCGUUAGGUCCUAAUCAUGUUUAUGUUGCUGGGUCUUUAAACAAUCUUGGUAAUGUGUAUUUUAAAACUGGAAACUACGACAAAGCUAUAGAGCUUUAUGAAAAAGCUCUGGAAAUUCGAAAACAAUCGUUAGGUCUAAAUCAUGUUGAUGUCGCUACGUCUUUAUACAAUCUUGGUUUAGUGUUUAACAAAACUGAAAACUACGAUAAAGCUAUACAGUAUUAUGAAAAAGCUCUGGAAAUUCAAAAACAAUCGUUAGGUCCAAAUCAUGUUCAUGUCGCUACCUCUUUAAACAAUCUUGGUAGUGUGUAUUAUAUAACUGGAAACUACGACAAAGCUAUAGAGUUUAACGAAAAAGCUCUGGAAAUUCAUAAACAAUCGUUAGGUCCUAAUCAUGUUGAUGUCGCUACGUCUUUAAACAAUCUUGGUAAUGUGUUUAAAAAAACUGGAAACUACGACAAAGCUAUAGAGUUUUACGAAAAGUGUGUUGUAUUAUGA